Molecule: messenger RNA, 1547 nt
Organism: Astyanax mexicanus (Mexican tetra)
Lineage: Eukaryota; Metazoa; Chordata; Actinopteri; Characiformes; Acestrorhamphidae
Product: rho-related GTP-binding protein RhoN
Exons: 5
Coding region: 250-939 (229 amino acids)
Biological process (GO): small GTPase-mediated signal transduction
Molecular function (GO): GTPase activity; GTP binding
Source: RefSeq, a predicted model, not a curated record
GGCGUGGCUUGGGGGAGACAUUGGGCGGGUCUUUGCUCAGCGCGGUGGAGGAGUCGCAGCUGAGACGGAGAGUCGCUUCAGGAGCGCGUGUGGAAACGAUAUGAGCGGAGCAGAAACAAUUGAAUCCGAUAAUAAGGCGUUUUAAAGAAACCGGAUCUGAUGAGCGUUUUCUCCUGUAGUGCCAAAUAGCAGGGUUUGGGCGGAAAAGCGGAUCUCUAGCGCCUCCUGGGUGUGAAGAGAUCAGGAUCCAUGGAGGGCAAAGUUGGCCGUUGCAAGAUUGUUGUGGUGGGCGACACGCAGUGUGGGAAAACCGCCUUACUGCAUGUGUUCGCUAAGGACUCUUAUCCAGAGACUUACGUGCCCACGGUAUUUGAGAACUACACGGCCAGUUUCGAAAUUGAUAAGCGGCGCAUCGAGCUCAAUAUGUGGGACACUUCUGGUUCCUCCUAUUAUGAUAAUGUUCGACCUUUGGCGUAUCCGGACGCGGAUGCCGUACUUAUCUGCUUCGACGUCAGUCGGCCUGAGACGCUGGAAAGUGUACUGAAAAAGUGGCAGGGAGAGACACAGGAGUAUUGCCCGAAUGCAAAGGUGGUGUUAGUUGGCUGUAAACUGGACAUGAGAUCUGACCUGAACACAUUGAGGGAACUGUCCAAACUACGGCUAAUUCCAGUCACACAUGAACAGGGCUCUUCUCUGGCCAGGCAAAUCGGGGCUGUGGCGUACGCUGAGUGUACCUCCAGGUACUCUGAGAACAGCGUGCGGGACGUCUUUCAUGUUACGACACUGGCCUCAGUGGCUCAGCUUCACCGGCCACUGCUAAAGCGCUCCAAUUCCCGCCGGGGUCUCAAACGGGUUUCCCAGCAGCCCCAGCGCUCCGAGAUCCUGGAGCGGCCACCCACCAUCAGGAAAGACCGCGCCAAGAGCUGCGUGAUAAUGUAGGAGACGUGGGAUGACUCCUGGCACUUGAGAUUAGCUUGCUCCAGAUCAGCUCUGGUUAGCUGGAUAGUAUGUUAAACCCCCCUUUUGGUUGGUGUCUCGAUACACAAUGGAAGACCUAUUUAUUGACUGUGAUUAUGCUUUUCUUGUCUGUGGCUUUUUUGCACCAAUGAGUUGGACUAUAAACACAAUGAAACCCACAUGGAUAUUUUUAUUAUUAUUAUUAUUAUUUGGAAUAUGUUUUAUGGAGGGCAAAAAUGAUGCUAAAAAUGUGUUUGACAAUGAAAAAAAGAAAGUGAUCAGACCAUUGGGAGCUUGUUUGUGAUGUCAUUCCCUGUCUUACGAAAGGCCACAUUCAACCCCCUGCACUGAAAACUCUUUUACUUUUUAAUAUUUUAUAAUAAAGCACACAGAGUGAAAUACAAAAACAGAAAAUGUAUUGGUGCAGAUUAUUUUACAUCAAAUGCUCAGCUGGAUAAAACAGUCUGGACAGAUGCACUGUUGGAAAGCUGUUGAGGUUGUGUUGAAAUAAAGGAAUGUUGAGUUGUGUGGUGUUUUAUAUAUAGCUGUAUUUGUGUGAUGCUAAAAUAAACAACAUGGUUGCGUUUCUA